AUGACGGCUGCCGGCGAUCUCCAGAACCUUCUGUCAGCUCUGCUGAUCUGGACCUGGUUCAAGUCUUGUUUGUCCGAAGAAGCAGAGAAUACGACGGCCUACUACGACAAUGAAACCGUUUCCAGUGACUUCUAUGACGACAUGCCGGUACUUUGUGUGAAACAAUCGAACCGUAACUUCCAGCGCUGGUUCAUCCCGAUCUUCUACAGCAUCAUCUGCCUGCUGGGGCUGGCCGGGAACCUGCUGGUCAUCCUCACCGUCUUCUACUUCAAGCGUCUGAGGAACAUGACGGACGUGUACCUGCUCAACCUGUCCUUCGCGGACCUGCUUUUUGCGCUGUCGCUCCCCUUCUGGGCGGCCAACUCCCUGUCGCAGUGGGUUCUGGGCCUGGCUCUGUGCAAAGCCAUGCACGCCAUCUACAAGAUCAGCUUCUACAGCAGCAUGUUCCUGCUCUCCUUCAUCAGCAUCGACCGCUACUUCGCCAUCUCCAAGGCCGUGUCCGCUCACCGCUACCGCUCACAGGCCGUCCUCUUCAGCAAGGUGUCGUCGGCUGUGAUCUGGGUCAUGGCGCUGGUCUUCUCCAUCCCAGAGAUAGUCUACACCAACAUCAACAAUGGCAGCUGCUCUCCAUUCUCCAGCAACACGGACACGCUCCGCGUCAGCCUCCAGGCUAGCCAGAUCGUUCUGGCCUUCCUUCUUCCUCUUCUGGUCAUGAGCGUCUGCUACAGCAGCAUCAUCCGGACGCUCUGCCAGGCUCGCAGCUUCGAACGGAACAAGGCCAUCAAGGUGAUCCUCGCAGUGGUCGUCGUCUUCCUGGCCUCCCAGGUGCCCUACAACGUGGUCCUCUUCUUGACCACAGUGGUCACUGGAAAUGGGGGAACCAUCAACUGCGACUACGACAACAACCUUCUGUACGCCACCGACGUCACGCAGUGCGUGGCCUUCCUGCGGUGCUGCCUGAACCCCUUCGUCUACGCAUUUAUCGGUGUGAAGUUUCGUCACGACCUGCUGAAGCUGCUGAAGGACAAUGGCUGCAUGAGUCAGGAGAUGUUCUACAGGUGCACCUUCAGGAGGAGGAGCUCCGCUGGCCUCGACACUGAAACCACCACCACCAUCUCUCCCAAACUUCUCAUCACAUCACCCAAAGACACUUAA
This is a messenger RNA of Nematolebias whitei (Rio pearlfish), 1155 nucleotides long. RefSeq names its product chemokine (C-C motif) receptor 7 (gene ccr7). NCBI's taxonomy places the organism in Eukaryota, Metazoa, Chordata, Actinopteri, Cyprinodontiformes, Rivulidae. Gene Ontology annotation, cellular component: membrane. The transcript is spliced from 3 exons. The record is from RefSeq and is a predicted model, not a curated record. Gene Ontology annotation, biological process: chemotaxis; G protein-coupled receptor signaling pathway; immune response. Bases 1 to 1155 code for a protein of 384 amino acids. Gene Ontology annotation, molecular function: C-C motif chemokine 19 receptor activity; chemokine (C-C motif) ligand 19 binding; chemokine (C-C motif) ligand 21 binding.